AUGUGGCAUCGUUCCAAGAAGAAGCAGCAGAACGCGCCCCUGCUGCAGCGGCUGACGUGUCUGUGGCAGGUGCAGACAAGUGUCGCGCAGGGACUGGCUGCGACCUCGCUGCAUGCGGAUGGGUUUGCUGCUACUGCUGAUGUGGCAGUAGGAGAAGGAGAAGGAGGAGGAGUUGGAGGAGGAGUUGGGUCAGCGUGGGGACGGCCGAAGGGCGAUGACGAUGGGGAGGGUGCGGAGGAGGAUGGUGAGGAUGAUGAGGAGGAAGAAGAGGACGAUGAUGCGGUGUCUGUUGUUGAUCUGCCACACCCUGCACCUGUGCUGGCAGUCCAGUGGAGGCCACAAGAUACAGCCUCCAAGCCUUUGUCUUCUUCUGGAGUAGGUGCAACUAGUGCAGGUGGAGCUGGAACGGGUGGAUCAGGUUCGGCGCCGUACCACCGUCCGAUCCUGUUGACCUGCGCUGAAGAUGGCACAGUACGGCUCUGGAUGGAGAUUGACAGUGGCAGCAGUCGAGCCAAGGCUGGAGGCUCGGCAGGAGCAGCAGGUUCGGGGAGCCGGGCCGGGAGCAGAUUGAGCUCGCCGAAGCACCCUGGGAGCAGCAGGUACGGGAACCAGAACGAGAAUCCGAACCUGGAGGCUGGGUUCGGUCAGAAGAGAAGGAAGGGGGCUGAGAGGCAAUCAUCUGAAGAGGGGAGAUGGGCGCCCUCUCCUGCUUUCUUUGUCUGCGCUGUUGUUGACGGAAAUAUGACUCUUGGAGGGAGGUUGGGAAUGGAUAUAUCUGUGCUGUGGGCAAAGGAGGUUCGGGUGGGUGAUGGGAGUAAGAGUGUGAGUGUGGGAGGAGGGGGAGGGGGAGCGGCAGGAGGAAAGGGGUCAUUUGGGGUUGAGGUGAUUCAGGGAGGUGACGUGGCGCCCUGUGAGUGGCUGGUUGGCGUGGGGCCACGUGGGACUGUGGUUCUCUGGGCGGUGUUUUGCCUGGAUGACACGUCACCGCCUCGCUGUCCGCGCGUGAUGAUGUGGCAGCAGGCAACUGGCGUUCUUCAGGACAAGGCUCUCAACCACAACAACCACACCCACCUUCAGACUUACAGCAAUCACACCCACCCUUCCAACCCCACAACCCACCUCAUAUCAGCCAUCGUGCAAAGAGUCACCGGCCAGUCCGGGAGCCCUCCAAUGGCUGUCGAAAUCGCAGAGAAGCUGCCUGGAAGCUUCAUGCGCUGGUCUCGCCUGUGGCCACCCGUGCUAGCGAUCGGAGCGGGGGGGAAGCUGGGGGGCAGGAUUGGUGGCAACUCCACGGAUGGGCAUGGGGCAACAGGGGGUGUCGGAGGAGGGGCAGCACAGCAUGGCAGUAUGGGCUACAGCAGCCACAACAGCAGCAGCAGCAGUCACAUGGGCAACAGCGGCGGAGCGAUUGCGAGCAGCAGGAGGGCAGCAUGGGGGUCUGUGAGUCAGCACGUGCAUCUGGCAGGGCACAGAGGGGCGAUCACAGAGGUAGCGGUUCACCCAGCACCAGGAUUCCCUCUUGCCGCUACCUUAGAUGCCCAUGGUAACACUCUCCUGUGGGGCCCUCGUGCCCCUCCCUGGCUCCCCCUCCUCACGGAAAUCCCAGAAGGUGCUUCUAACGAGUGGGUUCUGCUGGGGUCGCUUCCGCCAGCUGUCCCAGGCAGUGGAGGAGGUGGAUAUGAGAGGGGUUUUGCACGGCUGGCAUGGGCGCCUGUGCUGCUGCCAGGUGGCGCCAGCGUACUGGCUGUUGCUGGCGUGGGGAGUGUGGAUCUGUAUCUAGUGAGGCGCGUGUGUGAAGGUAGGGAGGGAGAGCAUGCAGGGGGGAAUGAGCACCAUGGGGAUCAUGGGGGUUAUGAUGGUGAUGCAGAGGAGGAGCGUGCAGAGUGCAGGUGGCUCUGUGCUCUCACUGCCCCGAAUGCAUCGCCAGAGGAAGCUUCUGUUGGUGCUGCAGUUGCUGCUACAGCCGGUCCGUUCCUGGGUGUUGCCUGCCUGCCUCACACACCCCACUCUGCCGCCCAUUCUGCAUCCUCAACUCAGACGAGUUCAACAGCUGCUGGUCUGGCCGGAUUAGGCAGAGGAGAGAGGAGGGGGGUUCGGGUGGUGGGCGUGGGGCAGGGCGGGCUGUGUGUGUGCGUGUGGGCCGUAGAGAUUUGCAUUCAGAGGGGUGAAGUAAGGGCGAGCGUGCACACAGAUGGGGAGGCGGAAUCUAGGGUUACCACUACAGAUCAAGGAAAGGCAGGGGUGGGAGGGGAAGGAGGGGAAGGAGCGGAGGGAGCAGAGGGAGCAGCAUGGGAAGAGAACGCUGUGAGCUGGCUGGUGGGUGUGCAUGGAGCAGGGGGCAGAGGGGACGGAGAGGAGGAAGCAGGCGAAGGGGGCGAGCAUAAUGAGCAAGCACCUCAUGGACUGCAUUCUGUGCCGUAUGCUGCUGCAGGCAUAACAGCUGUAACGACAAGCACACGUGUGAUCAGGUUCCCCAGCAGCCGUCAAGUCACGUGCCUGCACUGUGCGCCUGUGAAUGACUCAAUAUGGGCGUCUCCACUAAAAGCACAAGGUGCUUCGCAUCAGAGAGGAAGGGAACAUGCCGCUGCUGACGGUACUGGGACUGCUGGUAGUGCUGGUGCAUCUGGCUCUUCUGACUUGCAGGCGUUGCAAGAGAUGUUGAGUCGAAGGGGGUGGUUGGAGGAGGCUGGCGGUUUGCUUGCUGGGACAGGAGCUAGUUCUGCUGCUUCUGGGCAGUUUGAAUCCGGGCAGUCUGGAUCUGGGCAGUUUGGUGCACGUUUUGGGCUGCCCGAGGGGAAGCACGAGGAGGGGAGGGAGGAGGGUUCGCCCUCUGCUGAUGAUGUAGCCGGUAUUGGGGGUGGCGGUGGCAGUGGCACUGCUGCAGCUGGUUCGGGUCAGGAUCGGGGAAGCGUGUAUCAGGAAUGGAAUCGGUCCGGGGGAAGGAUCCAGGAAGCUUCUACAGGGAGGCGCGAUUCAGCGGAGGUGGCAGGGGCGGGGGGGUGGAAGGCCCCGGGGUGGGCGGGGUGGGUGGAGGUGGGGCGGGUGGAGCUGGGGGAGGUGGGAUUCGUGCGGUGCUUGUCGUGGGCCCCACAGGGGUUGCUGCUGGCUGGGACGGGGCAGCAGCUGCUGGUGAUCAGCCCGGUGAUGCGAGCCGAGGCAGCAGUAGUGGCAGUCGGAGCAGCAGGGGAAGGCGUAGGGUCAGCAGGGUCUGGUGCAGCUGAUGUGGCUCCAUCAGCAGCAGCAGCAGGGGGAGGUGGUGGAGGAGUAGUCAGGGCAGGGUUCACAGCAGGCAAGGCUGGGAUUGGGUUUGCCUAUUCCAGAGAGCCAUCAGCAGCAGACCUGUCCCUCUCCAUCUCCCCUUGGAUCUCCCCUGCCACUUCCCACCUCAGCCUCACCUCUAUGUCCCACAUCAGCCUCACUGACCUUGCAGUUGUCGCCUCUCGAAGCGGCAGGUCUGGGGCUGGCGCGCAGGCUCGGCCCGUGGCUCGGGUGUCCAGCCGCCUGUCUCUGCCGUUGUCAGCUUCGGACCCGGCUCUAGCAGCCGCUCAGAGUGUUCUGGCUGGGGCAGGCACAGCAGGGACAGGCGCAGGAGCAGGAAUAGGGUCAGGAGCAGCAGGGGCAGCAGGGGCAGGAGGGGGAGGAGGAGGGGGAAGGGCAGGGGUGCUGGGAGGGGGUCGGGUGAUGCCAUACACUCCGUCUGCUCCCAACUUCGGUCUCCUGGUUAGCCCUGCAAGGCGUGACGCUAGCAGCAGUGGGGGGCGGUUCACCAGCGGAACAGGAACGGCAGGAGGAGGAGGAGGGGCAGGAGGAGGAAGUGAGAUUCCAGAUGGAGGGCUGGGUGCUGGUUCGGAGGAUGUGAAAGUAUCCGCGUUGGUUCGUGCGCUGGACGGCAGCGGGCGGCUGUUGCUGUCCGAUGCGGUGGCAGCAGUGGCAUCAGUCGUCCCAGAUUACCACCCCACAGUCAUCUGGACUCUACUCAACCAGGGGCUGCUGCCAUCUGCACGUGCAUGCAUCCGCCACCUCUCGCGCUCCCUCGCUGCAGCCCAAGCCAAGGCUCACAGUGCUCACAGUCAGCAGCAGAACAAGGGUUUCUUCUCUCAGACCUGCCUUGUCUCCUCUUCCUCCUUCACUAGUUCUUGCGUCUCUCCAUGUGUUCCUUAUUCUCAGCUGUGUCUCCCUGAAGCCUCUUCCUCUGCCUCCAGUGCACCCGCCGCGAAGGCUGCUACUGCUUCUGCCUCGUCUGGGCGUUUGUCAGGGGGGUUUGGAGGGGAUUUUGGGGGUUUUGGAGGGUCUGGAGGGGGCUUUGCUGGGUUCAGCAGCACAGGAGAAAGCAGCAUGGGAAGCAGGUCUGGUGGGGUUGGUGGGGGCGUUGGAGGGGGGACUAGUGCUAGGGCGAGUGGUGGUGGUGGUGGUGGUGGAGGGUCCAAGCAAGCAUAUAAUCCUUUUAGUCUCGUGAACGUGAGGAGUGCUUUGGAUGACAGUGAUGGGGAGGAGGAGGGGGAAGAGGUGGACGUGGGAGGGAAGAGAGGGUCAGCUGGAGCAGGAGAGAGCAGCAAGGGUGCUGAUAGUGGCGGAGGAGGAGGAGGAGGGUUGGGAGUGAAGGGUAGUGGCGUUGUUCCACCUGCAGUGCUGCGGUGGCAGCAGUUGCAGCAGCGGGUGCUGGUGGGGGGGCAAGCUCCUUUCACAGAGGCCGAGGCAACAGCCAUCUUCCAGGUGCUAUCUGAGGCAGGCGGGACCUGCAGCACCGGUACCUCCUCUGGUGUUGGUAGUGGUACACGGGUGGCUGGUGUGCUUGGGUUGACUGCUGGGGAGGCGGGCAUGGUGGUGGUACUGUUAGACGUGCUUGCAGCCAUGGAUGGGGUGGGCGUGAAGGAGGAGGAGGAGUUGCAACAGCCUGAGGGCGGUGGUUUAUCAUCGUCAGCAGUAGCAGCAGCAGCGUCAGUGGCACGAGCAGUCAAGGCUCUGGAUGAGCCAGGGAAAAGGUUCUGGCUGGCGCUGCAGCUCUCUCGUGCAUCAAAGAAACACCAGAAACGCCGCGCCGAUGCUGCCGCAGCAGCUGAAAAGGCCGCCUCGGCAACAACCACCAGAGCAGGAGCAGCAGCCUCAUCCUACGGCUCUUCCACUGACCAUAGGCUCAGCAGCAGCAGGGGAGGUUCAGCAGGUGCAGGUGGGCUUGGGCAGCAGCAGCAACAGCAGGGGCAAGGGCAGGGGCCACAGCAGCAGGGGCAGGGGCAGCAGGAGGGGCAGCUGGAGUUGGAGUCACGUGCAGUGGCAUGGGCGGUGCACACGGAGUCAGUGGGUGAUGUCGUGAAUGCAUGCCUGGAUGAUGCCGACAAGCCCACCUGGGCAGGGCUCAGGGCGCUGGGCGUGGGCGCUGCUGGUUCUACGCCCUUGCCACCCGUUACAUCUCUUUCCCUCUCUUACCAUACCACUCUUUUCCCGCCCCUCUCUACAUCAGAUGCAGCAGGUAGCAAGGACGCUGCUCUACAUACUGCUGGACCGACUUUUGAGACGUCUCAAAAGACCUCUCUUACCAUACCACUCUUUUCCCGCCCCUCUCUACAUCAGAUGCAGCAGGUAGCAAGGACGCUGCUCUACAUACUGCUGGACCGACUUUUGAGACGUCUCAAAAGACCUCUCUUACCGUCUCUUCCCGUCCCGUCCCUUCCCAUGCAAAUCUCCCCUCCUCUGUGCACCUUCUCUUCCCUUCUCUCUGUCAAUCUCUCCCCCCAAAUCCAGAUGGAGCGGGUAGCACGGGCGCAGUACCAGCAGAGGCGGGAUCCCAAGGACUGUGCGCUGCUCUACAUGGUUCUUGACCGCCGCUCCGUGCUGCACGGGCUGCUCAAGCUGAGUCGCGACGACCGCGACAAGAAACUGGUGGAUUUCCUGGGGAGGGACUUCACAGUACGGCUGUUCCGAUCCAACCACUGCUUUACCCCGGAUACCCCACUUCCCCGUCUGCCCCACCCCUACCCCCUCCUUCCAACUGCUUCUCCUGCUUCCAUUCCCACCCACUAUUCAUCCUCACAGGAGGAGCGGCACCGAGCAGCAGCACUGAAGAAUGCAUAUGUGUUGCUGUCGCAGCACCGCUUUGACCUCGCAGCCACCUUCUUCCUCCUCGGAGAAGACAUCCCCUCCGCCGCCUCUGUGUGUGCCCGCAACCUCAACGACCCCCAGCUCGCACUCGUGCUGUGCCGGCUGAGGGAGGACAAGGCGGGGGCGGCAGCAUAUUCAAAGGAUGUGAUUCAGCGCCUGCUGCUGCCGGAUGCUGUUUCCAAAGGGGAUGCCUGGAUGGUUUGCACGCUCAAGUGGCUCAUGGGGCAAAAGCUCGAAGCCCUACAAGUCCUUGUCCUGUCCUCCCACCAGAACACCAACACUCCCUCCCUCACUCGCUCCUCCUCCUCCACCGCGAACACUGCCAGCUCAGCACUCACCCCGUCCCACCCCGCCACGUCAGCAGCCGAGCCAGCUGGCGCUGAGGUGGCAGCGUUCUGCGCCACAGUGGCAAAGAAGCCAGGGCUAGGGGAGGAGACAGAGGCGGUGCAGAGACUGGCAGAAGUGGCAGCAGUUGAGGCUGUCAGUGGGGGGGACCACAUGGGACUUGUGCUGCAGUCUGUGCUCGAAAUCACCAAGCAGAGGGGCUUGGGUCCGGUUCCGAGUGGUGCUGGUCAGGCGCAGAGCGGUGCUGGUGGUUUCAGUGGUGGGGCGUUGGAUUUCCGAGGCAUGGGAGUAGGGUCAGGCAGCAAGGGCGCUUUAGGUUCGGGUGAAGCCGGGUUGAGUGUGGCCACAGCAAUGGCUCAGAUGGCAAUGGUGGGGAAGACAGUAGGGGCUGUGCCAGCAGUGGUGGGGGAGGGAUGGGUGGUGCCUGCAGUGGUGGCAGCAGUGCAAGCCGCCAAGCUGCGACAGCUGCUGAAGCAGCGAGCCGCUGCCUGCCUUGCCGCUGCCAGUGUGGCGGAUGGAGUGGCUAAGAGAUGUGGGAGAGACAGGAGAGUGGGAGGAGGAAAAGGAGGAGGAGGGAGCAUGGGUGUGUUUGAGGUGGUGGAGGAGGUGGAAGCAUGGGCGAAGCACUGUGCGAGCGAUUACACUGCUGCCCUCGCUGCUAUAUCCUCCCAGGCCGUAACAGCCUCUCAGCCAUUCACCUUAUGCCACGUCACCGCCCACAUGGCACAGUGGGCCAUCCCCAGGCCACUCCCGCGCCCAGAUGCAAUCUCCACCGUUCAUCCGCCCCACCCCGUUGAAGAUCUACGGGCACAGCUGUGCAUGGCAAUCCUUAGGCGAGUAGCUGUGAGUCUCCCCCCUGCGCUGUCACGGGUGGUCAUGGGGAGAGGGGCGGUGGGUGGUGGGAGGUGGAGGGUGAAGCGAGUGUGCUGUGGGCCUGGGGAAACAAGCUACUUAUCACAACACCACCAGCAGCAGCAGUCCCAGCAGCAGCAGCAGCAGCAGCAGUCCCAGCAGCAGCAGGAGAGGAAGCAGCGACUGCUGAAUCAUUACCUGGACGAGGGUCUGGGCGUGGAUGCGUUGCGAUUGGUCCACGUGGCAGGGGAGAUCCUGCAGAUGUGGCGGGAAGGUGCAGCAGCAAUGCGAGCUGCCUCUGCUGCUGCUGCCGCCCAUUCUUCUUCUGCCUCUGCCUCUGCCUCUGCCUCUGCCUCUACUGCUGCUAGUGCAAGGCACCACCCAUCAAGCCCAUCAUUCACACCCCCCACAUCCCCCAUUCCGCCCCACAUGGCACUAGACGAAGCAGAGACCCUGCUGGAGCAGAAGAUAGAGGCAGAGGGGCGGGUAGUGGCUGCUCUAGCUCUCAUCUGCUUCGUAACUGCUGCCUGGAUGUCCCACCGCCCUCUCACCCUCGCUCGACUGCUCGAGCCGGUGGUGAGGGAGCGAGGAGGGGAGAGAGGAUGGAGAGGGGUUGGAGAGGGCGGGUUAGGGGAGAGAACUGGGGGAAAUGGUGAAGGGGAGAGAGUGGGGCGGAGUGUGGGGGGGAGGGUGGGUGCUGGGGGGGUUGGUGGAGCGCCUGUGUUGCCUGGGGAGGGGGAGGAUUGCCUGCAUUGGUUUCUGGGGCUGGAAAGGAAUGGGCGAGGUGCGGAAGGGGGAGAGGGAGGGGAUGGGGAGCAGGGAUUGGGGCUGGUGCAUAGAGGAGGGGGUGUUAAUAAUGGUGCAGGGGGGGAGAGAAAGGCGGAUAAGGAGAAGGAGGUGGGGCUGGGUGCAGGGGAGAGUGGGGGCAGGGAUGAGGAGGGCAGAUUCAUCGGACCUGGACGGGCGGUUGUUGAGGGGCAGGUGGUGGUCCUAUCAGAGGACGACAUGUGGCGCGUUGUGGGCGCGUCAGUGUGGUCGCUAGUGGAGCGGUAUGUGAGGAAGCAGGCGGUGCCUCCGUCGCUCAUCAGCCGGGCGUUCCAGUCGUUUGGGUGGAUGUCACCUGUCCAGUCAUACCUGCAGAACCAGCAGCAGCAGCAGCAGCAGCAGCCGCAGCAGCCUCAGCACCUGCAGCAGCAGCAGCAGCAGCAGCAGGGUCGUUUGUUUGGCCAGCCCAGCCAUUCUCAGCAGCAGCAGGGGGGGCAGCAGGGGGGGCAGCAGGGGCAGGGAGCACGCAGUCCCAUGCAAGCCCCCCCGGCUCACCCUCACCAUCCCUCCCACCUCCUUCCCCAGCAUCACAACCACAACCAGCAGCAGCAGCAGCAGCACUGGCAGCCACCGCACCACUUUGUUCCCUACAGCCCACCCCAAAGCGGCACCACCACCCCCACUCUCUCCACCCCUCCUCUCUCACCCCACCUUCACCCGCAUGCCCUUCUUUCCCCUGACCAGCACCAACACCAGCUGCUCCAGCAGCAGCAAUACCACCAUCACCACCAUCAGCAGCAGCAGCCCCCACCUGCCCCCUCCUCUUUCUUCUCUGCUUUCUCCCGGCCUUGGACCUCCCCUGCUUCCCCUGCCCCUUCCUCCUCCUCCUCCCUCCUUUCCCCCGCGCCCUCCUCUACUCCCUCCCCCGCGCCCUCAUACCUGAAGCCAACAGGGGCAGCAGGAGGGGGGAUGGCGGGGGCAGCAUCAGCAGCUGCUGCAGCGGCGGUGGCAGCAGCAGCCCAAGCAGCGGAUAGGGCAGCGGGAGGGGGAAAGCAAAGGGCAGGAGCAGGCGCAGGGUCAGGCGGAGGGAGAGGGGGAAGCAGAGAGGCAGCAGCGGAUCCAGCACAUUUGUUUCCACAGGCGCUCCUACCAGAUGCGUGUGCUGCUACAGCAGCCUCUGACGCGCUGGUCCUCGCGUCUGCACGCGUGGCGUCUGCCCUCAGGCGCCAGCUGGCGGCACACGUCAGCACCCGCAUGCACGUGCGUGAGGGGGCAGCAUCAGGAGUACAGGGCGUGGGCACCACCACCAAGGGGAAUACUAGGACUACGAGGAAUACACAGGUCGCUGCAGGUGGCAGUGGUGGUGCUGGUGGCGGUGCCACUGAUGGUGGUUCGAAGGAGGAGGCUGUUUGUGCGUAUGCACGUUUGGCGUCCCUAGCAGUAGAGGAUGGGCUGCUGCAGUGGCUGGCAGAUGAACACUCGCUGCAUCACAACCACCUGCACGGGGGGCAGCACGUGCAGCAGCAUGGGCAGUACAUGUCGCGGCACCAUGGCAACAUACCCUCGCACCCAGACGCACAUGCGCAUGGUGCUACUGCUGCACAUGCUGCCCAUGGUGUCCAUGGUGUCUCCACAAACUCGCACUCACCCUUCCCGCCUUCCACACAUCCCGGCACAGCUAGUGCGGCAGCUACAGCACCAAGAGAAGCAGGGAUUGCACCAGGCACCACCGCAGGAGGAAUUGCAGGGGGAAUGGCAGGAGGGUUGGCAGCAGGAAUGUCUCUCAGCAGUGUCGCUCCGACAGGCCUUGAGUCAUGCCCUUUGCUCCCUGACGUACCCCAUACAGUGCUCGAGUCCCCUGAAUCGGGCCCUGUUCUAGUCCUUGCUGCUGCAGCAGAUGUUUCUUAUAUCGAAGCUGCUAGUAAUGGGGUAGAAGGGCCUGGAGGUGCUUCUGGUGCUGCUGCUGCUGCUGGAAAGGCUGGUGGGAGGCUGGAGGGAGGUAGACCUGGGGUAGGUGGUACUACCAGGGGACCUUCCGUUUUGGGGAAAAGUGGAUUGGGAUCAACAGGGGUGGGAGGGGCGAGGGCAGGAGGAGGGGGGAAGGAUGAAGGGAAGGAGGGUAGGGGAGGGGUGGGAGGAAAAGGGGGGAAGGGAGUGGGGGAGGGAGGGGCAUGUGAUCUGGGUGAGUGGGGGAGGGCCCUGAUUGGGCUGAUUGGGAGAGAGAAGGAGGUGGAGGGAGGAGGGGGGAAGUGGGGGAGCGCAGGGGGGAGCAUGGGGGAUGUGAGGGAGCAGGCGAUGAAGGGGGGAAUGAGUGAGGGCGAGCAGGGGGGGAGGGUGAAAGGAGGGGCAGGAGAAGAACCAGGCGAUAGCAAGUCGGGUGAGGGGGGAGAGGGGGGAGAGAGGGGAGAGGAGGAAGAAGAGGCAGGUGUGAGAUGGGCGAAAACAGCCCUGGGGGAACCACUGGAGGUGCUGAAAACGGGGGGAGAGUUACUGGAAGGGGUCUGUGUGAAUGCACUGAAUCCGAGGCAAGCAGUGGUGGCCACCAACCGCAAGGGGGUGCUUUUCUUUGACAUUCACAGUGCCUCAGCUUCCCACUCCUCCUCCUCUUCCGGGCACCUCAGUGCCUCUGCUGCUUCCUCUGGUUACCCUGGUUACCCUGGUGCUUCUGGUUACGGCAGUCAUGCUGCUGCAGCCGGCCUUGGCUCUGCUGUGUUUGACAGUCUCUGGGCGUCGGCCUGCUGGCCUGCAGACAGCUAUGCAGGCCGCGUUGCCACGCCCCCUCUCGCCCACUUCGCCCUCCUCACCCACUCCCCUAGCGGCCGCAUGAACCUACCCGGUUCUGCUGGUGGAGGUGGCUGGGGCGGGGGAGCAGGGCAAAGCGGGGAGAGCAUGGGAAGCAGUGGGGCCGGGAGCAUGGGAAGCGGGGGAGGAGUGGGCAGGUUGGGUGGGUUCGGGAGCAGCAGUUUCAACAGUGCUAGCAUCAGCAACAACCCUGCUAACACCUCCUCGCCCUUCUCCCCAAUAGGCUCGGCGGUGGUCCGGGGCACGGCGGCUCGGGAUUCGUCUUAUGCGGGCGGCGUGGGGAUGGGGAUUCCGGGGUAUGGGGGAAUAGGCGCGUGGGGAUUGGGGUGGGAGGACCUGGAGGAUGCGGAGGAGGGGUAUGUGGAUCCGCCUGCCACAGCUGAGUCUGUAGCGGGGAGGGCGCUGGCGGCUCACCCCCUCAGACCCUUCUUCCUUGUUGGCUCCACCAACACGCAUGUCUAUCUCUGGCAGGUAGGUCGCUCUGGCAACUGUGUUGGGGGUUUGGUGCACCAGCAGCAACAGCUACGUACGAGUGCUGCCCGCUGCCAACACGCCUGUGCCGCUGGUCUUCCGCUCCGUCACUGCUCUCUCUCUCUCCUCUGCUACGGGGAGUGCUUCGCCACCGCUGCUGCUGCUGCCCCUGGAAGGAAAGCACUGGCCUCCCCCCCUUCACCAUCUGUCUUCCCCUCCCCAUAUGCCUUCUUCCCACUCCCCCAGUUCGGUGCGCCAGCAGCAACAGCUACGUACGGCGUUCUCCCAGCAGCCAACACGCCAGUGCCGCUGGUCAUCCCCUCUGUCACUGCCCUCUCCCUCCACCGCUAUGGCGAGCGCUUCGCCACCGCUGCUGCGGACGGGACGGUGUCGAUGUGGCAGCUGGAGGUGGGCGGGCGCAGCAACGUGAAGCCCACUGAGACCAAACACUGCUUUGGGAGGAGUGCCAGUGGUGUGGCGUUCAUAGGGGCGAGCAGCAGUGUGCUAGCAGCAGUCGGGCAGAGCCCAUCUCAGGACAACCUAGUCGUGUGGGACUCUCUGGCUCCGCCCAACGCCUCCCGCGUCGCCAUCAACUGUCACCAAGGUGGUGCCACCAGCAUUGCCAUUGUCGACAACACAAUCCCUGCCGCCGCCACAGGGAGCACCGGGGGAGGAGCAGCAGCAGCACGGGGAGUAGCAGGAGGCGGCACCGGUGGAGGGGGAGGAGGACAGCUGUCGGCGUCUCAUUCGCUGAUCGUGACGGGCGGCAAGGGUGGGGACAUCUCGGUGCAUGACUUCCGGGCGCACAGCAGCAGUGUGUCGGCGAUUCUGUCCCUGCCCGGCACGCCACUGUUCCUGAGUGCGGGCAAGGACGGCGAGGUGAAGCUGUGGGACGCCUCGCGCUGCCGGCUGCUCAGGGAGUGGCCGCGUCGGUGUGAUGGAUAUGACUCCCUCAACCCAUGGCAUUCACAUGUGGUGACGGUGAAUGUGGUGGUAUUCUAUUCUACCCAUUCUUUCUACCCAUUCUCAUACCCCUCCUUCCCUUCCCCCAUUCUGUUCCCCGACCUCCCCCUCAUUCUCAAUUCCAGGUCGCUGGCUAACUCUGCUCCUCAUCGUCGUGCUCUUCAUCGUGCUAUCUCCCGGGCUGCUGCUUCAGGUACUGUCUGUGCGGUGCUGGAGAAGAUGGAUAUUCCAGGCGAUACGCAGCCAAUAGAGUUCCGCAACUGGCGCACGUCCCUGGCGUCAGUGUUGGUGCAUGCAGUGGUGUUCUUCAUCUUGCUGCUUCUCAUUGAUGAGUAUUACUUCUCCAGUGCUGCUGGCGGCGGUGGUGGGGGAAAACAUGAUUAG
Molecule: messenger RNA, 12678 nt
Organism: Closterium sp. Naga37s-1
Lineage: Eukaryota; Viridiplantae; Streptophyta; Zygnematophyceae; Desmidiales; Closteriaceae
Source: the annotation of a GenBank genome assembly